AUGAGCGAAACGAAAGGAAGCAGCAGCAGCAGGACGCCAUUAAUGAGCUCCCGCAAGCUCCCAGAUUUCAAACAAUCAGUGAAGCUCAAGUACGUGAAGCUAGGUUACCAUUACCUCAUAACCCAUGGAAUGUUCCUCUUCCUUUCCCCGCUGCUCGUGAUCAUCGCUGCGCAGCUGUCGACCUUCUCCCUCGACGACCUCCACGUCUUGUGGGACCAUCUCCGCUUCAACCUCAUUUCCAUCAUCCUCUGCUCAGCCCUUUUGGUCUUCCUCUCCACACUCUACUUCCUCACUCGCCCCGCUCCCGUUUACCUCGUCGACUUCUCCUGCUACAAGCCCCAUCCCGAACGAAAAUGCACCCGUCAAAUCUUCAUGGAGAGGUCCAAGCUAACGGGCUCGUUCACCGACGAAAACCUCGAGUUCCAACGCAAGAUCCUCGAGCGCUCGGGUCUCGGCGAGUCCACCUACCUCCCGGAGGCUGUCCUCCGAGUCCCCCCUAACCCGUGCAUGGCCGAGGCCCGAAAGGAAGCCGAGACUGUCAUGUUCGGCGCCAUAGACGAGCUCCUCGCCAAAACUUCCGUAAAACCGAAAGACAUUGGGAUCUUGAUUGUCAACUGCAGUUUAUUUAACCCCACGCCUUCUCUGUCGGCUAUGGUCGUUAAUCAUUACAAGCUGAGGGGGAAUAUAAUCAGCUAUAAUCUCGGGGGAAUGGGUUGUAGUGCGGGCUUGAUCUCUAUCGACCUUGCGAAGGAUCUUUUGCAGGUUCACCCGAAUACGUAUGCGUUGGUCAUCAGCAUGGAGAAUAUCACGCUCAAUUGGUAUUUUGGUAAUGAAAGAUCGAUGCUUGUUUCGAACUGUCUUUUCCGUAUGGGUGGAGCCGCCAUAUUGCUCUCGAACAAAAGGUCUGAGUACUGGCGGGCCAAGUACCGGUUAGUCCACACUGUCCGAACCCACAAGGGAUCGGACGAGAAGUGCUUCUCGUGCGUGACUCAGAUGGAGGACUCGAAUGGAAAAAUCGGGGUCUCACUCUCCAAGGACCUGAUGGCGGUGGCCGGGGAUGCUUUAAAGACGAAUAUUACCACACUGGGCCCGCUUGUCUUGCCCAUGUCCGAGCAGCUUCUGUUCUUGGCGACUUUGGUGAGGAGAAAGCUGUUUAAAAAGAAGGUUAAGCCUUACAUACCCGAUUUCAAACUUGCGUUCGAGCACUUCUGUAUCCAUGCGGGUGGGCGCGCCGUGCUGGAUGAGCUGGAGAAGAAUCUGCAGCUCUCGGAUUGGCAUAUGGAGCCGUCGAGGAUGACUCUGUACAGAUUUGGUAACACGUCGAGCAGCUCACUUUGGUACGAGCUGGCGUAUACAGAAGCUAAAGGGAGGGUGAAGAGAGGGGACCGGACAUGGCAGAUUGCGUUUGGGUCGGGCUUCAAGUGCAACAGUGCUGUUUGGAAAGCCCUGCGAACUAUAAAGCCAUCUAAAGAGAAGAGCCCGUGGAUUGAUGAGAUCGAUCAGUUUCCUGUGGAGGUGCCUAAGGUAGCUGCUAUUUAG
Molecule: messenger RNA, 1539 nt
Organism: Striga hermonthica
Lineage: Eukaryota; Viridiplantae; Streptophyta; Magnoliopsida; Lamiales; Orobanchaceae
Source: the annotation of a GenBank genome assembly